This is a messenger RNA of Mycena citricolor, 1496 nucleotides long. The record is from the annotation of a GenBank genome assembly. NCBI's taxonomy places the organism in Eukaryota, Fungi, Basidiomycota, Agaricomycetes, Agaricales, Mycenaceae.
AACACUGACUGCGACUGCCCCCAGUGUAUAAGGGAUCGCAACACCCUUGGUUGCCAGAAUCCCGACGCAUGCGCAAGGACAGUACCAUCGAGGAUUGCCCAGCUCGGGACAAGAUGGAUUCCCAAAGAGGCUGAAAGCUCGCCCGAUCGCGAGACAGAAGAAGAGGCGGGCCGCGGCACCAAACAGCUGUACCUCCCCCCAACGGUCAACAAAACAGAUGGUUUCAGAAUAUGUGUGAAAACGACCUCCCACCCAAGCUCCCUCGUCCCGCUCCGGCAGCAACCAACAAAUAGACACGAAACCAUGUUCAUUGCAGCCCACAAAGUUGCACCGACACUUGGACACAACAUCGCAGCGUGGUUCGGACCUGAUGACACACGGAACACGACCUUCCAGACCCCCGAAGAGCUGGGGCCAUCGAGGGCAGCAGGGGAAGCCCUAGCAGUACUCACCGGGCUAAAGAGGAUCCCGAGAACUGCAGAUGUGAAGAUAGUAAUAGAGGACGACACCACUAUCCAAGGAGUCAGCCAAAAUCUAAGCAGAUGGGAAGACUCAGGCUGGAUAGACGUACCAAAUAAAAACGUUCUUCGGCCACUAGUGGCUGAGAUCCGUGGUCGAAUAGGCAAGGUCACGUUCAAGACACCAGAAAAGCACUCACCUGAGGAAACCCUCCUCUCCAAAGCUACAGCCGCCGCUAAACAGGCACACCUAACAGCAACCCCACCCCUCUCCCGUCUCCUGGCAACCACCCGACCAGACCUCCUGGCGGAAGGAGUGAAACUAGCCACCCUCACACAGAGGACAGCAUACGCGAUGAUCCGAGCCCAGAAAAAACCAGUAGUGAGGCCAGCAACGCAACGGAAUCUAGAAGAAGUAGCGAGAGAAUGCCCACGCGGCACUCAAGCCCAGCCAACGGCAAAUCAAAUCUGGACCUCGAUACGAUCACGAGACUUCUCAUGCCAAGUGAGAAACUUCCUCUGGAAAGCAAUACAUGAUGCGCACAGGAUAGGCACGUUCUGGAAACACAUACCGGAGUGCGCAGACAGGGGGAUAUGUACAUCUUGCGGGACAACAGAAGAUCUUCGCCACAUCCUCCUUGAAUGCCAGUGCGCGGGACAAAACCAAGUCUGGAAUCUUGCCGAAAAACUCUGGUCAGCCACGGGCCAGCCCUGGGACACCCCAACCUUCGGCCGCAUCCUAGGUGAAGGCCUAACCCGGAUAAAACAAAGGAAUGGAAAAACAGCCAGGGGACUCACCCGACUCCACCAUAUCAUUAUCUCUGAAUCAGUAUUAGGUCCUGACAGUUGCCAUCACGCUUAACUAAAAGAGACUGAUGGCCAACGGAGACAACCCCUUUUAGGGCAGAGGGCAGAACAUUGCAGGACGCAACUUUAUCCAUGGCAGUUCCUAUCAUGUCAAGAAAGGACAGGGAGAAUAACUGAGGAUACUUGAGGGCCCAUUUUCAGUAUAUGUAUGGAUUUCUUUCAACUGCCUAC